ACCAGUUUUUUUCGUUGUAUACCAGUUGCUAAAACAGGCGUAGUGUAGUUUAUUUUCCUUGUAUACCAGUUGCAAAAACAGGCCAACACAUUGAAGCAAAACCACCACAGGUGCCAGGACAUUUAGGAGUGCAAUACUUACAAGUGCACCUGUGCACGGAGCAGCGAUUGUCCAGCUUUCGAUUGAUCUCCGAUACGCAAAAACGAAGGAAAACAACACCAAUACAAACGUCACAGAAGGCAUAGAGAGAGGAGAGAAGUGUUGUGUAUAUGUUGUGUGUAUUGUUGUAUUUGUAGUAGUAGGUGUGAGCUGCUGUAUGUAGGUGGAACUUAAAACUGAUAACAAGCUGUAGAGCAGUCUGUUCGUAAUAGCCAGAAGGCGCAAAGCACAGAGGCUGGAAUGCAGCUCGAUAUGGAUGGCAGGACAUUGCCCGGUCGUGGUAGCGGCAGCGGCAGCGGUAGCAUUGGCGUCGGCGUCAAUGGCGAUAGGGACAGGGAUAGCGGUAGCGGCACAACAACAUCCCUAAGAAGCAGAAGUAGCGGUGGCACCUAUAGUCAACAGAAUAUAAGCAUGAACUCCCUAAAUGAGGGCAUGGUUCAUGUUUACGAUUAUACCACCAAGAAAUACAAACAAUUUAUACGCAACAUGAAAUGCGAGGAGAUUUGUACAGCAAUGUGUCGAGAGUUGAACAUAAGACCGGUGGUCCAACUAAUCUUUGGCAUAUGCGAGCAUCGAGAUCCGCCUGCCAAAUCCAAAUCAAAGUCAAAAUCUAAUAACACAAACUCAGUUAGCAUGGGCUUUUGGAUACUGCCCGGAGAGUGUUUAUCUAACGAAUUGCGCUACUGUUUUCGUAUACGAUUCCGUAUGACCGAUAUGGAGAAACAAUUGCGAUUUAUUGAUCAGCAAAGCUUUAACUAUCUAUACUAUCAGAUGCGACAUGAUAUGGUGCAUGAGCAAAUCUCAGAGAUACGCUAUCCGGAUCACAAAAACAAGGUCCUUGGCCUGGCUGUCAUCGAUAUGCGCAUCGAUCUGGAGAGCCAGCCAUCUGCAGCUGAGGCCAUACAAAGGGCCUACAAAACAUAUUUGCCUCAUAGUCUAUGGAACAAUCAUGGCCUAUUCACACGCCCUCACAUCCAUAAUGUGUUUCAAGAGCUUAUUGCAUCGAGUUUAGAUUUUGCCGACUUUAAAUUUCAUUAUAUAUCCUCCAUAUGCAGUCUGGCACCGACUUAUAUGAUGGAACAGUAUCGGGCCAUUGUUGACGAGUUGCCAAAUGAGAAUUUCAAUAAUAUGAUGGAUUAUCAUGGAAUUACAAUCAGCACCAGCGCUAGCACAACCACAAGUCAUGGCAGCGGGAGCACAAGUAUACUCUCUAAUGGUACCAAUAGCACAACAACUCUCUCCACAUUGGCCCCUGCCAUCAGUUGUAAUGGCCUGGCAAGUGAUGCUGCCAGCGGCACAUCCAAUGCAUCAUCCACGAUAACAGGCACCAGCUACUCCGCGACUAAUUCUGGUAGCCGCAAAUUCAAAGGCCGUAGUCAAAAGAAAACCAAUGAUGUUAGGCCAAAAGGUAUUGAUGUUCUAGUUAGAUUAUGGUCACAUGAAUCAACUGAUCCAGGACUCAAAAUCGCUAGAGUUUCAGCCGUACCCAAGUGGUCUUUGGUUGCCAUUACGGAGGAUAUUAUAAUGAUAUCGCCAGAUGAAAAAGAAAAGAAAGUAUUAUUGGAAAUCAGUGGAAUGCAAAGUGGCUUUGAUAUGUAUUUUGAAACGGUGCAGGAAAUGAAGUCCUUUGUUUCCUAUUUGGGCAUUUAUAUGAGAUUGACUGGAAUAUGGUUAAGGGAUCUAUGUCUUCUAUACAAGACACCUUCGCUGGUAGAAUUAAGAGAACUAUCUUGUCAUGGCCCCAUAGGUGGUGCCUACUCCUUAAUGAAACUGCACGAGAAGAGUGAUAAAUGUGGCUCUUAUAUUAUCCGACAAUGUGAUCUGCAAUACUCUACCUAUUAUAUUGAUAUUAAUGUCAAAUGCCUGAGUGGUGUGCAUAAAAAUCAUCGCUUUCAAACGGAAACAUGGAAAAUACUACGAGCUGAGAAACAGGAGAGACAAUGGAUAUUGGUCCAAUCGAAUGGAGUGCAAACCGCUUUUGCCACAUUACAUGAUGUUGCGCUCUCCAUAGUGACCGAUAGUCUGGAACGUCGAUGUGUACCACCAUCAUUUCAUGACAAAUAUCCAUUAUUGUUAUUAUGUUUGCCGAAAAAUUUGAAAAACAAAAAGACUGAUAUACAAUUGAGCGAUUUCGAUUUGCGGCGUCGUAAUGCACAAUUAUUGAAUCCCUCUAAAGAUCUGCAAUGCUAUCCAGUUACAUGUGACAAGAGCAAUGAUAAUAUAAUGUUCACAAUGCGCGGUGAUUGGCUACAAAAGGGUUCAUUUAAGGAUGUACCGGUUACAUUAAAAAUUCUACGCAAUGAUGGCGAUUAUGCUGAAUUCAUUGCGAUGACUGGGAAAUGGGGUCUAAUCGAAUCGCCACAAUUUCUUAAAUUAUACGGCCUAACUCUGGCAAAUCCAUUGACCAUGGUCAUGGAAUAUGCCAGCUAUGGUCCAUUCGAUCGAUUUUUGAAAAAGCAACCGAAUGUUGCCCUAAGUAAUCUCAUUCAGGUAUGCCUUGGUUUGGCACGUGGCAUACACUAUCUGAGCGAAUAUCGAAUUAUUCACAAUUAUAUACGAUGUUCGAAUCUAUUCAUUACUGAAUAUAAACCGCCACAUACAUUGGUGAAAAUCGGUGAUCCUGGCUAUCCGAGACCAUAUCAAGAGAGCGACUUUGCUUGGAUUCCAACGAAAUUUUAUAAUAAUCCAGAAGCGGCCAAGGUUGAUCCCAGCACACAAAUUUGGGCAUUUGCCACAACAAUUUAUGAGAUAUUUUCGCGUUGCCGAGAGGAUCUAAAGCUUAUGACUCAGGCCACUUUGAUACAGAAUAAAACGCAGUAUGCUAACAUAUUGCCUGAGCUCGAUCCGCAAUUGUGCCCGCCUGAGAUCAGUGAAACAAUUAUGGAUGGCUGGAGCGAUGAUGUUGAAUCGCAAUUUCAUCUUCAAGUCAUUGUGACGCGACUCCAUGAGAUUAAGUGUCCUCAUACAGAGAUGUCUGAAAAUGAUUUAGCUUUCAGACCUGAAUACAAUGGCUAUAAUGAUUAUUAUGAUGAGAGUUUUAUGGAUAAUGGUGCCCAAAAUAAUGUUACUACAGAUGAUGCAAAACCGUUUGACUAUAUGCAUUUUCCCAUAGUAAUCGAGGUGAAUGGUGGCCGUGUGCGAUUUAAUAAGCAUUAUAAAAAUGACAAAAUUGGCGAAGGCCAUUUUGGUGUCGUGUACAAGGGUCGACUUGUCCGCUACGAUGGUUACGAUGAACCAGUGGCCAUUAAAAGGCUUCACACGAGAAAUAUAACGCCUGACUUUCAACGCGAAAUGGAUAUAAUGCAGGAUCUAAGUCAUCAAAAUGUUGUGGAAUUCAAAUUCUGGGCACCUCAAUUCAAUGCCAUUAUCAUGGAGUUUUUAGACUGUUCAUUUGAUGUCUAUUUGAGAAGUAGUCCAGAUUUGCCAAGGCGACAAUUGGAAUCCUAUGCCUUGGAUAUAGCCAAAGGCAUGGAAUAUUUAGCCGGAAGGCAUAUUAUCCAUCGCGAUUUGGCCGCAAGAAAUGUUUUGGUUGAUAUAAAUAGAAGUAUUGUGAAAAUCUCAGACUUUGGUCUAUCCCAGAGAGUUAAUGAAGCGGGUUAUUAUUUUGGAAAAACAGAGCGACACUUACCCAUCAAAUGGUAUUCGCCCGAGGCAAUUAAUGACCAAAAGCAUUCAAUGUAUUCAGAUAUAUGGAGUUACGGCGUUACCCUUUAUGAGACAUUUACCCGUGGAUCGCUACCAGAAUUGGAUCCCAUGGCAAAAACCGAAACCGAAUUCCUUACCCGACUUCAAAGGGGUGAUCGGCUACCGAGACCACAGCCAUUAGAAGCAUGUGCAGAUUUUGUAUACAAUGACAUUAUGUUGAAAUGUUGGAAUGAAGAGCCCAAAAAUCGGCCAACAUUCACAAUGAUUAUUGAAAUAUUUCGAAGGAACAAUAUUAUUGGAAUACCAGUUUCUGAAUCAUCACAACACCAACAGCAGCACCAUCACCAUCACCACCACCACCCACAACAACAGCAACACCAGCUUCAAAAUGGUAACAACAUCGAAAACGAUCAUUCAUUUAGAUCGGGCUUCGAUCGCAAUUAGAAGUAUAUAUUAAAUAUUUUUAAAUCGUAAAUUUUGCUAUAUAUAUAUAUGUACAUGUUUUAUUGUAUAAGUAAUUCGCUUACUGUUAAUUGGAUAUAUUCUAUUUUUGAAUCUGUUGUUGGCUUUUUGUUUUUUACACUAAAAGCAUAAAAUUUGACGCACGUGCUCUUAAAGAUCCUGUCCGAACAGAUUGAAUGUAAUAAUUUCAUUUAGCUAAGCUAUUUAAAUGUUGUAAAUAUCGGCGGGCAAUUACAUAAAUGGAUCCUCGUUAGGAAAUUUAAUUUCAUUUAAAAUAGGGCCAUUGCCCUUCCUCACCUACCUCGCUCCCUCCCUGACACCUUCAAUACCCUCUUUCAGUUUUUUGUCAUUCUACUACAGUCGCUCUCUCUUUGUAUUUCUUUCUCUAUCUCUCUCACUACCUUUUCAAUGAUAUAUGACAAUUAUUUUCAAGUACUUGUGCCCGUUUCUUUAAAAUAAUGCCUUUUCUUUCACAAUUUGUACAUUCCUCUGAAGAAUCAGAGGAAGCACGUGUCGGAAUGAUAAUGUUUUGUCAAAUUUGGCGUAAUUUUAUUGGAUGGGCGAUUUUUUGAUAUAUAUAAAUUCAUAUAAUUUUGUGUUCAAAGUUUUAAAUCACUUUUUCUUAAAUAUUAUUAGUCAUGUACUCAGAAUGUAAAUAAUUGUAAAAAAAAAAACAACAAAAAAACCAUAAAAAUGAAAGAUCAUAGGGAUGAGAAAUAUUUAAGCUUUAUCUACACUCACCCACACACACACACCUUAUUGACGAAUGCGGGCAAGUCCCAAGCCCAACAAAUUUUAUUAAAAAACAAGAAUCUAGGCAUAUAUUAUUUGUAUGUAUGUAAUAGUAUAUAAUUAAGUUAACUAUGUAAUUUUUAUCAAGCAUGUGCACAUAUAGUUUUUAAGCUAUGUAUGUCAAUUAUUAAUUAGAUCGAUCAGAAGAUGCCAUUUUUUCUUUCACUCUGUUUUUUUUUUUUUUUUUUUCUUUCAAAGCAACUUAUUAAUAAUGUUAACUAUUAUGAAGGAAAUAGGCAUUGCAUUUGCAAAUACGAAGAAUGCCCAAAAAAAUUGUAUGCUAAAAAAAAUAUAUCUAGAAACUCUGCCACGCUUCGCUGUGCCUGCCUUUGAAAAAUUAAAAUUGCUACUAUAAUUUGAGAUUUAAA
Molecule: messenger RNA, 5426 nt
Organism: Drosophila willistoni
Lineage: Eukaryota; Metazoa; Arthropoda; Insecta; Diptera; Drosophilidae
Gene: hop
Product: tyrosine-protein kinase hopscotch
Exons: 10
Coding region: 400-4248 (1282 amino acids)
Biological process (GO): hemopoiesis; cytokine-mediated signaling pathway; cell differentiation
Cellular component (GO): cytosol; cytoskeleton
Molecular function (GO): cytokine receptor binding; non-membrane spanning protein tyrosine kinase activity; ATP binding
Source: RefSeq, a predicted model, not a curated record